This is a messenger RNA of Hemicordylus capensis (graceful crag lizard), 861 nucleotides long. It is a transcript of the gene TNFRSF4, whose product is annotated as TNF receptor superfamily member 4. Bases 1 to 861 code for a protein of 286 amino acids. NCBI's taxonomy places the organism in Eukaryota, Metazoa, Chordata, Lepidosauria, Squamata, Cordylidae. The record is from RefSeq and is a predicted model, not a curated record. Gene Ontology annotation, biological process: inflammatory response. The transcript has 7 exons. Gene Ontology annotation, molecular function: tumor necrosis factor receptor activity; protein binding.
AUGACCGGGCAAAGUGUUUGGGGUUUUGCCGCAGCCUUCGUCUUCUCCUCGCUGGCCCACACUGUGCUGGGCUCCCCGCUCAGCUGCGGCCAGAACCAAUACCCUCGCUACUCGAAAUGCUGCAAUAAAUGUCCACCAGGAUGGGAAAUGAAAGAACGAUGCAAGCCAAAGGCUGACACACGAUGCGAGCCAUGUCCCAAACAGCGUUAUUCCGAGAAUUUCGGCUCCUCGGAUUGUAAGCCAUGCACCGUCUGUUUUGCAGAGAGAGGACUCGAGAAGGUAAAGAAAUGUAGCAGUACCUCGAACACCAUUUGCACGUGUCGUGCGGGUUACUCGCCGGCAAAAGAGAGUGACGAUAUAGAGCAAUGUAUCGCAUGUCGCGAGGGCUAUUUUUCCAGGGGCCAGAAAGAGAUGUGUCAGCCGUGGACGAAUUGCGCUGCUCAAGGCAGAAAGACACUACGCUCAGGAACAAGUACGUCCGAUGCAAUAUGUGACAACCCACCAUCCCCUUCUCCAAGAUCAACCAUCUCCACCCUGCCCCACUCCAGCCCAGGAAAUGGGGUUGGAACAUCAGCUGUGACUACCCUGAAGCCCACGUCUCCUCCCGUUACUCCUCCCACUGAUUCCUCCCUGGACCUUCCGAGUGUCACUAACUGGGGUUUCUUAAUUGUUCCCAUCACCUGCGCCACUCUCCUCCUUGGAAUAGCAGGGGCAGUUUGCUAUUUUCUGCAAAGGCUUCAGAGGAAGAAGGUGGCACCGGAGAGACUAGAGGUGCCAUUCCACGAAGAUGGAAGGAAGACCUAUCGCAUUCCCAUCCAGGAACAGCAAGUUGAUCUGAAAUCCAGCCUGGUGCGGAAUUGA